Messenger RNA from Sceloporus undulatus (fence lizard), 2400 nucleotides. It is a transcript of the gene FANCG, whose product is annotated as FA complementation group G. The transcript is spliced from 15 exons. NCBI's taxonomy places the organism in Eukaryota, Metazoa, Chordata, Lepidosauria, Squamata, Phrynosomatidae. Gene Ontology annotation, molecular function: protein binding. Gene Ontology annotation, biological process: interstrand cross-link repair. Gene Ontology annotation, cellular component: Fanconi anaemia nuclear complex. The record is from RefSeq and is a predicted model, not a curated record. Bases 171 to 2258 code for a protein of 695 amino acids.
GAGAGAGCCAUGUCUGCCAGCGAGAGCUGUGUGAGCCUUUGGCGGGAGGAGAACGACGGCCUGGUCCGGCGCUGGCGGAGGGAAACGGGCAAUAAUGUUUCAGAGUGUCCAAAGAGUUCGGAAGCAAAGGAGAAGCCCAGGAACGAUCACUGAACAAACUGUGGAAGUCUAUGGCAACAAGGUCUUCAGGCUCCGACUGCUCAGUGACACAAACAGCUCAGCAAUGCCGCCUCGCCUUCACCAAGUUGCUGCAGAAAAUCCAAGGGCUUCCGGCUGCCCUCCCAGCUCUUCCACUGGAGCUGACAGUCCUCUACAACGCUCUCCUCUUUGAUAUUAAUCUGUCCAGCAGUUCUGAUGAGGAGCUUUUGACAUUAAUAGACCAUGGACUCAGUAGAGUGCUUGAGGCUUGUUCUGUAUCUGACCGGGGUGUCUGCUCAGAGGAAUGCUGGGAGAGGAUUCUCCAGGGAAGGAUCCCUGAGGAGCUCCAGGCCUCUCUGCACCGACUGGCUGCCCUGCAGGCUGCACUUUGGCUGAUGGCAAACCGCCUGGAAGCUGUGGAAGGUCUCUUUCGGAUUCUGAGUGGUGCCAAGGACCUGGGGGCUUCUUGCCCUGGCUCUCAAAAUGAGCUUCUUUCACUGCUACAGACGUGGAAUCCAUGUGAUAUGGAGGGAUCUGACCCCCUUGUGGCACAGAGUUUGCAAGACCUGAAAGAGAUGCUGUGGACUUCAGCUGCCUUCUUGCAAGGUAUUCAGAAACUUGAAGCUGGUGAUAGCCCUGCUGCUCUUGCCUUUCUCCAAGCAGCUGCUGCUGGGCUGUCUUCUAAGCGAGUCCUUGCCCAGACCUUCACCUUAAUGGGAUGCUGCACCUUGAAACUGGGCAAGCCACAGGUGGCAAUGCAGCACCUGAGACGAGCCCUGCAGGUGGAUUUCACAUUCCUUCCUGCCUUGUACCAAGCAGCCUUGUUGUACCGCCAACUGGACCUCCUGGAGGCGGAGCUGGAGUCCUUGACUUUGCUUUAUCAGGCUUUGGAUGGCCCUGCACAGGUGACUAGAGAGUCGGUCCAACCGUGUUUCCUAAUCAGAAUAGAGCAUCUCGUUCGUUCAUCUCGACUGUCCCCUUUCUUUGUCCAGAAGUGUCCUUCAGGAGUAAAAUACCUGUUGGCACAGAGGUGCCUUCAGGCAAGGAGGGUAUGGUUUCCAGUUUUGAAUCCCAGUCCAGCAUUCAAAACACUACACCGUGCUAAAUGUUGCAAAGCUUUUCUGUUGGGCCUCAGCCACCCAUCCAGCCAUGAGAAAACUUGGCAAGAACUGACUGGAGGACGGAGCACCACUGAAAUGGCCAUGCUCCAGCAGUGUGAGGCCCCUGUUGUGUCCUUUUGGCUCCUUUUGACUUGUCCUUUCUGCUGCAGGGCAAAUGAAGCAGCAGAGCACUACCUUGACCUCUUGGCCAUGCUACAAGAAGGGCCCCUUCAGCAGGUGUGCCAGAGUGGGGAGCUGGCCUUGCCUAGGAUCCCUGAAGUGUUCUUGGAAGCUGCCUCUGCACUGGAGGAACUGGCCAAGAACGAAGAUGCCAUUGUGGUGUGUGAGGAGGUGGUCAUGCAGACAAGUAAGCUGAUCCCCAAGAAGCUGAGAAUUGGACCGGGCUUGAGAAGUGAUGAGGAUGUCCUGUGGGCAAAGUCUCCCAGCAUCUUCCAGAAGCAAGAGAGCCUAUGCUGCAUCCUUUGGCGAGCAGCUGCCUAUCUGCUCCAGGGAUGGGGCUGGGCCAGGCAAGGAGAGGUCAAGGAAGCCAUCAGCCACUUCAGCAGGUCCCUUGAUGAUCUCCUGAGAGUCCAUUUUGUGAGUCCAGGUGGCAGCUGCAACAGCAGCACUGAAGAGAACUGGGAGCAAAUGGGGCUACCAGAAGCAAAGGUUCUUGGCCAAAUCAGGCAGCUGGCCCUGACUGGACGAGGGGCUCAGUUUCUGGAGCUGGGGCAAGAGAAAAAGGCCUUGAUGGAUUUUCAGUACAGUCUGCACAUCUGUCCUGACAAUCCCAGUGCAAAUUUGUACUUCCUCCACACUCUGUGGAAGUUGGGCCGAAGGCAGGAAGCCGCUGCACACUGGCAGAUGUUCCUCCCAAAGUCUGCAUUGAUGGAUGAAAUGGCAGAAGGAUCCUUUCCAUUAUAUCUGCAGCCGUGUGUGAGACAAAUGAAGUUUCCCCAUGUGGAGUCUCUCACCAGCGACAUGAAGAGGUUUCUGGAGGGAAACAACCAGGAACCCUAGACGUUGGCAGUGCUGUCUUCUUGUUUUCCUUUCAGACAACUGGACUUCUCUGCCUUGGAGGGGGGGGUAGCUUUUGAGGGUUACUGAUGCAAAAAGGAAGUAUGUGUAUUUGCAGAAACAAGCUGUAUAUAAUAAAAAUCCC